GUGCCUCUCUCUCUGUGCCUCUCUCUCUGUGCCUCUCUCUCUGUGCCUCUCUCUCUGUGCCUCUCUCUCUGUGCCUCUCUCUCUGUGCCUCUCUCUCUGUGCCUCUCUCUCUGUGCCUCUCUCUCUGUGCCUCUCUCUCUGUGCCUCUCUCUCUGCCUCUCUCUCCUCUCUCUCUCUGUGCCUCUCUCUGUUCCUCUCUCUCUCCGCCUUGCGAGCACGAGCUCUUUGUGUCGUUCAUCUCUGCACGUCUCCGUGUGUACGCGACUUUUGUAACUUUGCGCGCGUGUGUGUAGUCACUGGUGUGUGUGUGUGUAUCUACUGGUGUGUGUGUGUAUCUACUGGUGUGUGUGUAUCUACUGGUGUGUGUGUGUGUAUCUACUGGUGUGUGUGUGUAUCUACUGGUGUGUGUGUAUCUACUGGUGUGUGUGUGUGUGUGUAUCUACUGGUGUGUGUGUAUCUACUGGUGUGUGUGUGUGUGUGUAUCUACUGGUGUGUGUGUGUAUCUACUGGUGUGUGUGUAUCUACUGGUGUGUGUGUGUGUGUAUCUACUGGUGUGUGUGUGUGUGUAUCUACUGGUGUGUGUGUGUGUAACUACUGGUGUGUGUGUGUGUAUCUACUGGUGUGUGUGUGUAACUACUAGUGUGUGUGUAACUACUGGUGUGUGUGUAGUCACUGGUGUGUGUGUGUGUGUAGUCACUGGUGUGUGUGUGUGUAGCCACUAGUGUGUGUGUAACUACUGGUGUGUGUGUGUAUCUACUGGUGUGUGUGUGUGUAGUCACUGGUGUGUGUGUGUGUGUGUAACUACUGGUGUGUGUGUGUGUGUAACUACUGGUGUGUGUGUGUGUAACUACUGGGGUGUGUGUGUAACUACUGUGUGUGUGUGUGUGUAGUCACUGGUGUGUGUGUGUGUAACUACUGGUGUGUGUGUGUGUAACUACUGGGGUGUGUGUGUGUGUAGCCACUAGUGUGUGUGUGUGUAGCCACUAGUGUGUGUGUGUGUAGUCACUAGUGUGUGUGUGUGUAGUCACUGGUGUGUGUGUGUGUAGUCACUGGUGUGUGUGUGUGUAGUCACUGGUAUGUGUGUGUGUAGCUACUGGGGUGUGUGUGUGUGUAACUACUGGUGUGUGUGUGUGUAGUCACUGGUGUGUUUGUGUGUAACUACUGGUGUGUGUGUGUAGUCACUAGUGUGUGUGUGUGUGUAACUACUGGUGUGUGUGUGUGUGUAGUCACUGGUGCGUGUGUGUGUGUAGUCACUGGUGUGUGUGUAACUACUGGUGUGUGUGUGUGUAGUCACUGGUGUGUGUGUGUAACUACUGGUGUGUGUGUGUGUGUAGUCACUGGUGUGUGUGUGUAUCUACUGGUGUGUGUGUGUGUAACUACUGGUGUGUGUGUAGUCACUGGGGUGUGUGUGUAGUCACUAGUGUGUGUGUAUGUGUGUGUGUAGUCACUGGUGUGUGUGUGUGCGUAACUACUGGUGUGUGUGUGUAUCUACUGGUGUGUGUGUGUGUGUAUCUACUGGUGUGUGUGUGUGUAGCCACUAGUGUGUGUGUGUGUAUCUACUGGUGUGUGUGUGUAACUACUGGUGUGUGUGUGUGUAACUACUGGUGUGUGUGUGUGUGUAGUCACUGGUGUGUGUGUGUGUGUAUCUACUGGUGUGUGUGUGUGUAACUACUGGUGUGUGUGUAGUCACUGGGGUGUGUGUAGCCACUAGUGUGUGUGUGUGUAGCCACUAGUGUGUGUGUGUGUAGCCACUAGUGUGUGUGUAUCUACUGGUGUGUGUGUGUGUAUCUACUGGUGUGUGUGUAGUCACUGGUGUGUGUGUGUGUAGCUACUGGGGUGUGUGUGUGUGUAGCUACUGGGGUGUGUGUGUGUAACUACUGGUGUGUGUGUGUGUAUCUACUGGUGUGUGUGUGUGUCUACUGGUGUGUGUGUAGUCACUGGUGUGUGUGUGUGUAAUUACUGGUGUGUGUGUGUGUGUGGUCACUGGUGUGUGUGUGUAGCUACUGGGGUGUGUGUGUGUGUAACUACUGGGGUGUGCGUGUGUGCUGCCUUCUGUUGUCCGCGUUGCCGUGUGUUCGACAUGGGUGUACAUACCAUGGUUGUGUGUAUCUCCGUGUGUGUGUGUACACAUUGUGAGUGGGGACACUUUGUGUAACUUUGUAUACAUGUGUAUGUAUAGCUGCUCUGUGUGUAUGUUCUGUAUGUAUAGAUGCUCUGUGUGUAUGUCUCUGUGUGUAACUCUUCACGUCUCUGUGUGUAACUCGACACGUCUCUCUGUGUGUCUCUCUGCAAGUCGUCUCUGUGUGUAACUCUCUGCACGCCUCUGUGUGUGUAACUCGACACGUCUCUGUGUGUAACUCGACACGUCUCUGUGUGUAACUCGACACGUCUCUGUGUGUGUGUGUGUGUCUCUGCAAGUCGUCUCUGUGUGUAAUGACACACGAGGAUCCGUGGCUCGAGUUUGAGCCCCGAAUCGCAGCCUCUCCCGCCCGUACAGGACCGGCGUGGUCGCGGUGACGGUCGCGGUGACGGUGACGGUCUCGGCCACGCUGAGCUCAGCGCCGCCGCCGCCGCCAGCGCCCGGAGCCGGCGGGGAGGCGCCAGCAGUCGGUGACAUGGAGAUUUACUGCAUCGUCAUCGCGUUCAUCGUGGUCAAGGUGCUCUUCUACGUGUGCUGGUACCGCUCGCGGCAGCGCCAGCUGCACGCCUUCCUGCACGACCCCGACCACGCGCGCAUCCUCAUCAUCGGCGGUCGCCCCUACGCACACCCCGCCAACCAGCGGCACACGAGCCGCGUGUGGUACAAUUGGUACUCGGCGAGGGAGGACGGCUCCCCGGGCUCUCCCUCGCGCUCGCUCACCCCGGCGCCCUCCUACAGCCAGCUGGAGCCGCCACCGCCACCCUAUGAUGCCAUCGUCCGCCCGCACGGGAGCGGCGAGCUGAAGCCGCCCCCGUACAGCGAGUGCGUCGCGGCGCUGCUGCCCGCCGACGACGCCGACGCCGCUCGGAUUGCCGGAGAGGCCGAGGCCUCGCCGCCACCGCCACACGCCGCCAUCGCCGCCAUCGCCGAUGCCGACAGCGACGACGACGACGACUACACGGACGCUCCUCCUCCUCCGUACUCGGCACACGCCGACAGCAGCGCCAGCACCGCCGUCAACGGCACCGCCACCACUGAUCCUGUCGACGCCGCCGCCACCACCACCGGACCCAUCGCCACGAACGGCGGUAACGCCGCCCUUGUCUCAACCAACUCCACCACCAACACCACCGCCAUCAACACCACCCCCACUACUGAAGCCGUCGACAGCACAACCACCGCCACCACCGCAACCAGCGUGCCCAUCGCCACGAGCGGCGAUAACGCCGCCCUUGUCUCAACCACCACCACCACCAACACCACCCCCAACCACAACCGCACCACCGACACCAACGCAACCCUCGCGUCUUCCACGCCCACCACGCCCACCGCCGUCGCCUCCAUCGUCAACUCCGCGACCGCUGACGACGGAGAAACGCGGCCAUCUCAAGACGGCGGCGACGACGACAACCGCCUCCACGAGGACCCAGCGGUGGCGGUGGUGGUGGCGCGACACACGACCAGACCCCUCCUCCUCCGCCCCCUCCGUGCCGGGGAGCAGCCGCUGUGAGGAGCAAUCGGGGACCCCCCAGGGACCCCCAGGGAACCCUCAGGGACCCACUUGGGACCCCCUUUAGGACCCCCCCAGAGACCCCCUUGGGACCCCAGAGACCCCACAGGGACCCUACCAGGGACCCCCCAGGGACUCCACCAGGGACCCCACCAGGGACCCCCCUUAAGGACCCCCCAGAGACCCCCUUGGGACUUCCCUAGGGACCCCCCCAGGGACCCCACCAGGGACCCCCCAGGGAACCACAUAGGUGACCCCCAUAGGGACCCCCAAUCCACCCAGGGUUUACUUUGGACAGAGCGGUGGUGGUGGCGGUGGCGGUGGUGGCCAUUACAAACCCCGCACUUGCAGCGUGCUCAUGGGUGUCUCGUGAGCGAUGUGCGGAGAGACGCGAUGGCGGCUACUCUCGCGAACUCGUGGGGGGGGGACGUAGAGCAAGAAGGUUGGGGGUGCUGCAAUCCGCUGAACCCACCAAAAAAACCUACAACAACAAAAAACCUACAACAACAAAAAACCUACAGCAACAAAAAACCCGCAACCGCUCACGCCAACGGGGUUGCCGAUGUAUCCCGAGCAGGACUCUCCUGAAGAGAGAGAAAGAAACCCCGCCACCCACGCGCUGGGCCGCGGUUAUUUCCCGCGACGACUUCACCGCCGUCACCACCGCCACCGCCACCACCACCACCGCCACCACCACCACCGCCACCACCGCCAC
Messenger RNA from Lethenteron reissneri (Far Eastern brook lamprey), 4365 nucleotides. RefSeq lists its product as uncharacterized. The record is from RefSeq and is a predicted model, not a curated record. NCBI's taxonomy places the organism in Eukaryota, Metazoa, Chordata, Hyperoartia, Petromyzontiformes, Petromyzontidae.